Messenger RNA from Nerophis lumbriciformis (worm pipefish), 4521 nucleotides. Lineage: Eukaryota; Metazoa; Chordata; Actinopteri; Syngnathiformes; Syngnathidae. The record is from RefSeq and is a predicted model, not a curated record.
AUGGAGCCAAGGGAUCUGGUUGGCUCGUCCCGACCCAAAGAGGCGGAGUUACAGGGAGUCGGGGCGGCACGAAAUGAAGGAGCAGGAGGUAUCGGCUCGGCGCGUAGCGGUGAUGUGAUCCCUGGUGCUGUCGCUGAAGGGGAGGGGCUUGAAGAACAAGGGGAGGGGCUUCUGGAAGAGCAGGAGUUUUCCAUCAAGGAAGCAAGUUUCCAGGAAGGAAGUCUAAAGCUGAAGAUCCAGACCACCAAGCGUACCAAGAAGCCCCCCAAGAGCCUUGAGAACUAUAUUUGCCCACCGGAGAUCAGGAUGACCAUCAGACCUCCGGCUGGAGAAGGCAAAGGAGGGCGCCAGGGGCGAACUGGAGGCGGGCCUGUAUCAGGGCGUGGCCAAAAGGAUGAAGAUAAAGGACCGCCCAGAAAAAGGACAUAUGAGCGCCAGUUCCGAAUUCCUGAGCAGAGAGAAGGAGGCCUGUUGCAACUCCUGGGAGAUCCCUCUCCACCCAAACACCAGCCUCGCAACAUUCUUCCUGCUGCGUCCACUCUCUCCCCUGUACAACCAGUACAGCACACCCUAACACAACAAUUCCAGCACAUUCAGCACCAAGUCAAUCCGGACUGGAUCACAUUCAGAGCACCUUCGGUUUCUCCCGCUAAUCCAUCAGAGUCCGAGUCAGCCGCAGAAUUAAUGGGAGCCAAUCAGGGCGCAAAUGCUGUAAUGGAUUCCAAUGCACCUUUCCCAAGGACUGUGACCCAAAUCCACUCACCACAGAGAUCUUUGACUCCAGACCUUCAAUUGCCAGUUGUUACAGAUGCCAGUAUUCUCAACCUUACCUCUCUCAGCAGGGGGAAAGGUUUGCAGGAAGUUAAUGAGCAGCUCUUUGGGAACAUCAAGAGGAAGUAUGGCAGGAAGGACUCCCAGAAGAUGCUCUCUAAUCCUCACAGUGCUGACACGCUGUGGGGGAGACAGUCCGAAAAAGAAACAGGAAGCCCAUCGAAUUCAGAGGACAGGCAGCGAUAUCGACAAGAAGAGAUGACUGAGCAGUUUCCUGAAGAAAGAGAGGAUAGGAGGAAGGAUGAAAGAGAGCGAACAAUUACUAGUAGAAAAGGUGAUGAAGAGGAAAGAGGAAUCCCUGUACAACCAGAGGAAGGCAAAGGAAGAAAAAGGCGGAGAAAGCCUUCUGUAGAUGAGUCCUUUUCUGUUGAAGAGCAAUCGCUUCAACGACAGGACUCAAACACCACAGGGAAAUACCAGCAUAAGCUUCCGGAACCUAAAGUAGCUCAUAAAAUGGAGAUUCACAAAAAUGAUUCCAGGCUUACAAGUCAGAGUGAUAUCGCUGGAGAGAAGAUAGAGAAAACUGAAAGAACGGAUAAAAGUGACAAAAGAGAAAAGGGAGAGCGGGGAGAAAAAGAUGACUCGGUCAGAAGCGGGACCGAUCCAGAAUCAAAUUUUACUAUGAACAGAAUGAAAAAGAACCCAGUGGGUCGUCCCAAGAUCAGCAUGGAUGCACAUAAACAGAGAGAUCCUACCCUAAACAUUGGCAAACCAAACUUCUCCAUGAGUCCCAGACUCCCGAGUCCAAACACCAGCCUUACUCCUAAAGGUAAUAUGAGUCCAAACCUAAGCCCUAUACCGAGGCCCAACUUUAGCCCCAGAACAAGGACCACCCUGAGUCCUAGCCCGAGCCACAGCACUAUCUCUACCAUAAGCUCCAGAUCAAGCAAGGCUAAGGACAGAUGGUCAUACCUGAAAGCAAAAAGUCACACCAGCAUCACCUCACCCCAAAGAGAUAACUGCAGCAGUCCAUCAAUGGUAGUUGACCCACCGUCAGCUUUCCCGAUAACUCCUUCUAGUCCGCUUUAUACAAAUACCGACAGCCUAACUGCCCACAUGCCCAUUAAAAGAAAACGUGGACGCCCCAAGAAACAACCCCUUCUAACUGUAGAAACUAUCCAUGAGGGGACAUCCACUUCACCUUUAAGCCCUCUCACCCAAGACACCUCUGCAGGGCUAAUGCGUAGGAGGAAGACUACUCCACUAAACUCAGCAAUCAAUACAACAUUAGUACAAAUGGUAUCAACAUCAAAUAGUGCCAAUUCCAGUGGUUUGAAAGUAAAACGUGGCAGAAGUAAUUCAAAGCCAGUAAAUAAGGUAAAGCUUAGAAAGAUGCAAAGCAUUCUGAAUGAGAUCCUGUCAAGCUCCAGUAAGAACAGCUCUCUGAAGUCUCCUUCCGCACCUGUAACCUCUGCUAUGAAUGCCAUGGCAUCAACCAUUGAGGCUCGACUAGGAAAACAGAUAAACGUGAGCAAGAGAGGAACAAUCUACAUCGGUAAAAAAAGAGGCCGUAAACCCCGAGCUGAAACUCAAGGUUUAAACCUUCCCAAAAUAGCAAGGGACAAGCCCUGCACAUCCACGUCUAGUCUCUAUGAGGGCUCUGCUGUGACCGCCCCCACUUCAUCUCCGAGUGCAAAUGCUCUGCCAAUGAGAGCUAACCACUCUGAUGCCACUAUGCCUAGUCUGCAGCCCAUAUCAGCUCUGCCAGCCAAACCAGUGGCUAGAGGUUUCCUCUCUGGGGGAUGGAAACUGUCACCACCUCGUCUUCUAGCUAAUUCACCCUCCCAGCUUUCAGAGGGUGCGUCAGUUAAGGAGGUCACCUUGUCUCCCAUCAGUGAGUCCCACAGUGAGGAGACUAUUCCCAGUGAUAGCGGUAUUGGGACUGACAACAACAGCACUUCAGAUCAAACAGAGAAAGGUCCUGCUUCUCGGCGAAGAUAUUCUUUUGAUCUGUGCGGGUUUGAAGCUGUGGAGGCUGCUGCUUUGGAAGCAUCCGCCAGAGGCAACAGAGCUCGGAGUGAACGACAAGCUGCUGUGGACAACUUCCUUUCCCAGCAGGAGAAGAAGCAAAAACAUAAUCGACGUAAGAGGAAGUGUCUUCAGAGCCGGGAUCAUCUUCAUUUUCUUUCCGAACUUGAAGAGGUUGUAUCAAAGCUCCAACAGCUGCGAGUGUCUCACAGAAGAUAUACCUGUUACCCGCAGAAUCCAUAUCCCUCUAUUUUCCGCCUCAACUUCCAUCAUUAUUAUCCAGUCACCUAUGACACCUACGAAUCCAGUCCGUAUAUUCGUAGGAGUGCUGAUCUAAAGGCCAAGAGGAGACGGGGUCGUCCAGCCAAACCCAGUGAGCCAAUCACAUCAAAAAUACCUUUUGUUCAAGGAUAUGGAUAUCCAAUAGCAGGGGGAAAUUACUAUGCAGCACCGUAUGCCAUGCCUUACGCACCCCAUCUAAGCCUAGGCUAUUUCCCCCCUGCACCUCCGUUCUACCUGCCUCAUCACACCCUUGGUCAUGUUGGCCCAUCACCUUUUAUGAGACCUGCUGCACCCCCUCCCAAGGCUUUCCACCCUAGUGGACACUCAAAGCUCCAGCCAGUGGUGAAACAUCGCAGCAGCAAUGGACAACUUCAGGGGUCCUCAGCAAGAGGGGAUGGAUUUGCAUCCAUUGGCAGUACAAGUGCAGGUGGUCUCGGAGGUAUUCGCCUCCAUAAGAGAAAACACAAGCACAAACAUAAGCACAAAGAUGAACCUCUUCUUUCCCCUCGAGACCGGCAAGAGUUGGGUGGGCUUUUUAGUGGAGCCAAGAUCAGUUCACAUCGUAACAUCCCAAGUGACUCGUCCACCAGUCCUUUAAAGCAUCAGGAGAAAAGGCCCAACAGUAGAGGUUCAAGCUUAGGAUCAUCGUUAGGGAUUUUCGAGUCGGAAAAGCUGAACACUCUUUCUGAUAGCUACUUCCACUUUCGUCAGACUGGACAGCCAAUGAACAGCUUCAUGAGCAGCUACAAUAGCCAAUCACAGCAACAAGAGUCACCUUCCUUCCUCUUCUUGGGGUCACAAGAAAAUGAGUGUGGUUCAAGGAGCAGGAAAAUGAGGCCUACUGUGUUUGGAGAUCAAGGCCUGAUGUCGCUGCAAACUGCCAGGCAGGAGCCAGUACAGAUGAACAAGUGCCCCAGUCCCCCGCUCUCUGGUGUUCCCGGUAAGCGUCGCUAUAAGCGCCGAGAAGUGGAACAGAUCCAGAAGGAGGUGAGGAGGAUGCAUUCUUUGAACUUUGAACAUGUGCAGAAGAUCCUCCGUGCCAAGCGCCUGCAGCGACAAGCCAAAACGGGAAACAACAUUAUCAAGAGACGACCCGGGCGGCCACGAAAACAACCCCCGGCCGGGGAAUCCGUUCUGGCCAACAAGACCGCGGAGAACCGGGCAGACUGUCACGGGUCGGACAUGUCGGUCAGUAAAAGAGCUGAUGUACGGACCCAGGGGAUGCCUGUUCUGGAGAGGUGUGAUGAAACGCCAGGUAGACAGAGCCUUAGGCCCACUUUGACCUCACAGUCUCUGGAUUUUUCCAAUCACGAUUCCAUCUCGGCAACCAUCGAGAAGGUGGUUCACAAAGCCCGGUGCGUUCCUCCGCCUGGCAAAGGAGGCAAACGCAGGGGCAAGGGCAACGGCAGGGACAAUUUAUGGGCGCCCUCUAAUCAAUAG